GUCCGCGGUCUGCGCGUCUAUGGUUCUGCCAGGUUCUGCUCGCGUGGAAAGUCAACGAGAAAAAUUUGUGACGUGCUUAACCCACAUCCUCCUUCUUAGUACCCGUAAAAUGUCCGUACUUUCGUGACUUUUUCCCCAAUUUCCGAUCACCUAAAGAAAUCGAUCUGUGAGCGUUGAAAUCUGGCAUAGGUAAAGACUCGAAUGUUAUAGUACGCGAGAAAAUAAUGCUUGUACUAGCGUAUGGACACCAGUGCCAGACACGAUAGCUAGGUUUCAUAUAAAUAAAGAACAAAGUUUUACUGUCCUAAAGGCAGUAUGAGUAAUCCUUAUAGAGCCAGACCAAACAGGUCUAAAAUAGAUCAGAGUUUAGGAUAUGGAGCUCGAAAUCAAAAUGUCUGGAAUCCAAUGUCCAGAGUACCUGAGUCUGAAGCACCUCCAAAUGAUCUUAUUCAACAUCAACCAGCCAUUCUGAAUCAGCCAAAACCGACAAAUGAUCCUUGGAAUAAUUCAUGGAAUUGGGACUUUGACAAACAGACAGAUAAUCAACAGCAACAGCAACCACCGCAACAAGAGCAACAACAGCCAAAGCAGCAGCAAUAUGCGCCUUAUGGCAAUCAAGGGCAAUUUAUUUCCAAUUCCAUACAAGAUCAUUAUUAUCAAAAUGUUAAUGGUAACAAAUCGGACGUGCUGAAUCAGAACUCGAUGCCAGAUAGAAAUGUCUCAGGGACGGUCGCUAGUAGACCACCAAUUCCGCAUCAUACCGAUUCCUUCACGCCUUAUUCAAAUUAUGCUCAAUAUCAACAGUACCCUCCUCCUCCUCCUCCUGCUCCUCGAUCAGACACUGUUAAAUCUGGUUCUAUGAAUUUCGAUCAGUCUUCAUGGACGAAUGAACAGCAGUCUCAAAGUGUUUCGUAUCCGCCUAGUAUACAAAACCAAAAGGAUCAAACGCCGCGUUCUUCUCUAAGUAGUACCAAUUACAAUUGGAUCAAUCCUGAUCAACCGAAUGUAAUGGCUCCACAGAUUUGGCAAAAUCAGGGUACUGUCCAAGGACACUGGCCUGAUCAUAAGAUGGAUAAAGAGACGCAUUUCGAUGAUAUGGGUAAUCAGUAUAUGCCACCGGUGCAACAAACCAGAUCUAAUCAGCAUCAUUUACCGCCUAUGAAUAAUAAACAACAUUCCAUGAAUGAUACCGGUAAUUGGUCGAAUCAAGUUAACACGUCUGCUCCUCAAUGGAACAUUCAGAACCGUGAAUCUGCGUUACCCAAUCAAGGUCAACAAGUAGUCGAGCCUUAUCAAACUAAUAACGAAUUUAAUUCAUGGGCUCAAACACCUAGUGCCGAUGCUUCGCAAACAUGGAAAAAAUUGGAAGACACACAUCCGAGCCAGUGGUUACAAGAACAACAAGAAAAUAAUAAUCUAGUAGAAGAAAACGUGAAGCAAGAAAAUAAUGGUGGGACAACGAUGAACGAAUGGCAACAUAAUCGUGGGAUGCCGUCUCAACACAGUUUACCGAACAUUGUCCCACCUGUGGAACCGAAUAUCGAACACGAAGAGAGGAAAAGAUCUAUACCUUCCUUAAUUCCGAAUUCUAAAGAUUCAAAUAUCCAUACGAAGAUAGCUAAACCACAUCCUGAUUCGCGAAUGAACGUAUCUAUUACACCGGAGACAGUGUCGACCGUGGCGAGUUCCGAAAACGUUUCCGUACAAGAGAACAACGAUUUCAUCAUGGCGAACGAUCCGAUGGAGGAGUUGCCUACAAAAUUGGAGCAAUUGAACCUUGCUACUAAGCUAAGUAAACAAGUAGAGAAUCAAAAUGAGUCGAAAGAAUUGCAGCCUGUCCCGCCCGAGGAUGGAUGGAGACAGAAUAGUUCCAAUGAUAGUGCCGUAGCCGGCAACAUGUCCGGAUUACUCGGCGCGGAAAGUUCUCAUUCCAGUGAUAAUCAAACGGUCGUUAGUCAGGAACAUUCAUCGCUCAGUAUGUAUCAAGCAACGAACCUUAUGCCUACGGAUAAUAUAGCACAAAGCGGAUACGAUCAAUGGUACAGUCAAAACGCGUUGUCGCUUUCCGCGGAUAAUACAUGGUACUCGAAGGACCAUCCCCGUCCACCGAAAGAAUGGAGUACCGAGCAGAACGUAGAGAAUUACGAAAAUAUUCAACAGCCUUCGGAGUUCGUGAACCUAGAAGUAGUGACGCCUUCGUUACAGAAACGCGAUAUAUACGGCUCGAGGGAUUCCAUAAACAAGGAGACUUUAGAUAACGAUCCUAAACCCAUCUUGAACCCUGCCAAAGAAGUAGGUGGUUCGCGAGAUUUUAGACAAGAAAUAAGUAACAUCGAAGUGCCCUCCAUUCAACCAUCAGCGCGAUCUCAUUCUCUCCUUCAAUCCGAACAGGUGCCAGAUAAUUAUGAGUUCGCGUCGAACGACAGGAACACGUUCUUAGAGACCGGCGAAUUAACUGAUUCUCACCAGGAACACGAACCAACUCCGCCGAGUCAAGACGAUGAGAACGACGAAGUGCCUAACGAUAUUCCCUUCUUGCGCGAAGUACCGGGACAAUCCAGUUCCAUAGAUCCCCGUAGGAACGAUCCAACCGGACAGGAACAAUAUGUGCAAUCCGGACAAAGAUUGUCCGAUCCAAGGAGAAACGAUCCCUCUGGCCAGGAGCAAGGUCUUCAACUGAGAAACAUAUCCGAGAGAUCGGAACGACGCGACGUUCCAUCUGGACAGGAAAGGAACCUUCCUUUACUCUCGCGGUCGGAUUCCGAGACGCUGGAACGCCGAAAUGAUCCGUCUGGUAGAGAACGAUCUUUGCCCCCGCAACAAUCGCGAAAUGAUCCCUCUGGAGAGGAGAGACAUCAAUCCCAACCUCAAAUUAUGAUGGAGCCAAGCGAAACUAGGGAAGUUCCAGGAAGAGGUAACGAGCCUGAGGAUCCUGCUGAGCAAACGGACGAAAAUCUUAGGCAAAUACCAGGCGGAGCAUCUCCGAACGAAGCAGUUCCGUCUUCGGAUGACAGACCCAAUGGAAGAGUCGUCACAGGUUCUCAAGAAGCUUCUUCCAUAGGCUCUGCGAUACAAGAUCCAAUUAGCGAUUCGAGAAGCAAACGCGAACAAGCUGUCGGUGCAUCGAUGCGCGAGAGUCAAGGUGUUUCCAGCGCAUCUAAUCGUAGAGAUUCGUACGAGGACGAGGAUGACGAAGGCUCUGGAAAUAGUAGAGACGACAGCAGAGAAAGACUUCGAGACAGUAGCUCGGAGCACCGGCGAUACGGUUACGAUCGCGAACGAGAAUACGACGAUGAUUAUUAUUACGGUCGUCGUCGGGGAGGAGAACGCGACGAGUUCGAACGCCGGGAGAUUCCUUAUCGAGAGGAAGACCGUAAACAUCAUAGCCGAGACGAUCUGGACAGGCACGCGAGGGAAGAAAUCGAUAGAAGAAGUAGAGCUAAGGAAGACAUCGAUGAGAGAGAUAUGAGAAGAAGGCCCGACGAUCAUAGAAAGGACGAUGGGAUGCGACGUAGAGAUAUUAGAGACUUCGAUCCGCGUUAUAGAGAUCGCGAUUAUCUCGAUCGUGAGAGAAGAAGGGAUGAUAGACGACCGAGACGAUACGAUGACUACGAUAUAAGAGAUCCAUAUAGGAGAGAUUAUUACGAUGAUCCUUAUAGUAGAGGAUCUAGGCCGUCCAGUAGAUCGUCCUACAACGACAGAGACCGAGAGUACUACAUGCGAACGAGAGAUCCAUAUUAUCCUUAUAAUGGAUACCCCGGAUAUGAUUAUAGUGUUCAAUAUGCUAAUAACUAUUAUGCGUAUAUUGAGAAUUUGCGACGUACAAAUCCUGCAGCUUAUUCCGAGUGGUAUCACAAGUAUUACGCUAACCAACAUCAACAGCAACAUUUUUCGCGUGGCGUCAGCAACUAUCCAGAGGACAGAGCGAGCGUUCAUUCGGGGCGUAGCUCCUGCGAUGAGAGAUUUUUUACAAAUCCAAGUGCAUGCUUCCACUCGCCAAACAAAGCAUUAUAUGUUCCGUAUUUCGGGUAUCCUGGAUGGGCCAGGAGUCCGCAACGAAGACAGAAUUCAAGUUGUCGAAAUUUAAAUAGGACGACUGGUGAUAAGCGAACCGUAGGCGAUAAUUCAAUGCUCGAAGACUCGACGACGACCUCCGCGCGAAUGACACCGACUAAAUAUUCUAUUUCUCACGCAUAUGGAUGUUUUUCUAUCGGGUCUUUGAUACAUGUGCAUCCGGCUUAUCCAUCGGACGGCGACAGAGCUAAAGUAGACAUUAUUAGAUUGGAUAAUUUACUUUCACACGAUCCCGUAGCACGUGAAUUACGAGCUUACCCCGGACCUCUAAUUAAGCAAGUGGGUGUCACUCAUAAAAAGACUAUUAUCGAAUAUUGCGAGAACAAGAUUAAAAAGGCAUCUACGAACGAAGAGAUGGUUGAUCGAGCUUCGUAUAUUCUCCUAUAUGAAUUGAUGAUUAUGCUGAUUCAGCAGAAUGGAAACGUCGUCGGUGUCGAUAUAGCAUCAUUGUUACUUAGAAACAAAGAUGCGUACCCUUACGACGCGAACAAACACAAGUCGCAGGACCCGGGAAGAAGAGAAUCGGUGAUAUCGCAACGCUCGAAUAUCUCGGGUGGCGAGAGCAAUCAAGAUGCACCGACUACCGAAAAAACAGAGAGCAAGCCACCGAAAAGCAUCGAACAAAUAACGGACGAGUUCCGUAACACAUUGCUCUACGGAUUGGUACAAGAGGCAUUAGAGUAUGCGAUGAACGAGGGGCUUUGGGGCCACGCGCUCUUCCUAGCAAGCAAACUAGACAAACGCACUCACGCGUCUGUGAUGACGCGUUUCGCCAACAGUUUACCAUAUCACGACCCGUUGCAAACUUUGUACCAGCUGCACUCUGGCCGUGUGCCGGCUGUCGUUACCGGUAUAUCCGAUCCACGGUGGGACGAUUGGAGACCUCAUUUAGCUAUGAUCAUAUCUAACACAUCGGCUAAUCCAGAGAUUAAUCGUCGUUCGAUCACGACUCUCGGAGAUACUCUUUCCGCGCGAGGAGAUAUCCAUGCGGCGCACUUCUGUUACAUACUCGCGCAAGUUGAUUUUGGUGCUUACGGAGCAAACAACGUGAAGCUGGUGCUGAUCGGUGCAAAUCAUCAUAAACCGUACAACGCGUUCCUCUCUACGGAAGCCGUCAUGCUCACAGAAAUAUACGAGUACGCAAGAAAUCUCAGCGAGCCAGGAUUUACAUUGAUAGAUCUGCAAAUGUUCAAGUUCGACCUGGCUAUAAAAAUGGUAGACCACGGUCUAAUAGAGAAAGCCUUAUUGUAUAUAGAACAGAUCGCAGUAAACAUCGUCAACGAGCCUUCGAGGUACAAACGAUCGUUUAUAAAUGCGGUUUACAAUUUAGGAGACAGAAUCAGGUACCAUGAUCCUGUUUACAAGGAUUCCGUCGACGAAGCUACGACUUUAACUUGGUUCAACAACUUGGCGGAGAUCAUUGGUAAAUGCCAUGCUGGAGAGAUUACCGACAACGAGGUUUGCGCUCUUCAGACGAGAACGGAAUCGCAGACAGUUCAAAAUCAAGAGAUACAUGAAAUAAAGCAACAACAGCAACAGUGGAAUGUUCAAUCCGAAUACAGGGAAGCACCGGCUUCGAUGAUGGAGGUAACCGCAGCCGAUAUGCAAUCGGAAUGGCAGCCGCUAUCGUUGCCAUCGGAUGUUCCGGAACCGUACGAUCAGAGUAUGCAGUAUACAAGAAAUAACGAGGAGUCGAUUCAAUAUCAACAGCCGCAGCAACAAGACUAUUGGAACCAAGAUCCCUAUUAUCAGAGUAAUUAUGGGAGGAAUGACAGCGCGAUCACAAACUGGCAACAGUCGACGUACCCUAAGGUACAGAGUGACAUCGAUGAUUCUCAGCAACAGGAAAAGUGGAACUAUGAGACGGAAAGGGAAGAAAAAACGCCCACACUUGAAUCGUCGCAGCCAGCUAUUUCGAUGACACCAUCGACGAGAAAGCAAUACGACCCUCUGGAGGAACUGGACGCGCUCGAAACUCCGAAAACAUCCUUGAAGCUCACAGGUGCACCGAAGAAAGUUUCCGAGAAGCCGGUCGAAAAGAAGCCUUCCAACAGCGGAGGGUCUUGGUUCGGAGGCCUGUUCAGUAAACUUGCUCCAAAACCGAGGAACCAGAUGAUCCUACCGGACGACAGUAACCCAGCGAUCGUUUGGGAUCCCGUGGCCAAGAAAUGGAUGAACAAGGACGAGGACGGGGACAGUAGCUCUGCCACGAUUGCGCCUCCUCCCAAAGCCUCGGACAUCCCGGGAUUCAGACCACCUGCGCCGGAACCAGUUCCCCAAUCCUCUCAGCCGCUUCCGCAUGCUGACGAAUUGGGUGUUAACAAAUUCAAGUUGCCCAAGGGUAGAAGCGUACGUGCCAAUUACAUAGACGUGAUGAAUCCCAGUGGUCCAAAGAGCAACGCGGCAUCCUCGAGUAUGCCGACACCGGUAACGUCUCCAAUGGUGCCCAUGGCCACUUCGUCGCCUCAAUUGUUUAUUCCUGCCUCCGUUAACGAUCCAAGUGCCCCCGUGGACUUCUUAACACCCGCGACGACACAGGCCGCACCCACGACAAACGUCUCUGAAAAUGCAUCGCAAGGGUUCUCUCGAUGGAGCUCGACCAGCUCGUUAUCGCGAGAAGUGCAGAGCUACACUAUGAGGGAUCCGCGUUACCAUGCACAGAACAAGGGACCAAUGAUGUACAACGUGAACGAUAUGAGGGAUCGUUCGGGGAGGAACGUGCAGCAGAGUCGGUACCCUCCACGAUAGAAUCACGCAAGAUUUUCAACAGCACAGAAAAUUCACUGAUCAACGGGCCGGGAAAAUUUCACAUUGCUUAAAUGAAUUGUUACAAAUUAAACACGUGGGCAAACGUACCUCAAACUAAGUAAGCGAAUAAUUAAUAGACGAUCCAUGAGUUUUAGACGAGUGUGAGCAGAUUUCCAGUUCCAAUUUUACAAGGAAGUGGAUACAACAAGAUUAUGCGUGUAAUGCUUCUUAAUUAGACUUAGGCUGUUUGUAUUCCUUUAUUUCUACUUUAGAGAACGCGCGUUACUUGAUCGAAUUACAGAGGGUACUUGUUUCUUAACAAAGCAGUUCUUUUCUUUUCACGGAAUGUUUUCUAACGAAGAAUAAUUACGGAUGUAUUUUUUCAUUGUCACAGUAGCGCAUUCUGUUCGUUCGCUCGUGAUUUCUCUCAACGAUGAGAUGAACAUUGUCAUUGCCACAGCGAACGAAUCGAACAGUUUUAUUUUACAAUCGGUCCUGUCGUGUAUUGAGAAUUUCAAUGAACCGAGGUGGUAUGUGUAUCACGUGAAAUGUGAUCACAAGUGAAAGGAAAACAUUGAAACAAAUUGAAAUCGCACGCGAAUUACCAUUUCCGAAACGUGUUCCACUCGUAGUGUAACGUUAAUCGUAACGAGAAUAAUGUUGAUCCUAUUGACUGCUAUAUAGGCGAAUUUCUUACAAGCGGUUUGACUCUGUACGCUCUAGAAGGAUAUAAUUAUUGCAUUGAACGAAGCAGACAGGUGUAAAGAGGAAUGUUAGAGAUAUGCAAAUUUUAUGAAUCCUAUUGUUAGGGCGGUGUAACACACGUAUUGUUAUACAAACAUAUAUCGUUACACCAACGCGUUAUAUUGAUAAAAAGCGUGACUGCCGUCUAUCUACUUAAGUACGGGAUAAUCGGUAAGCAGUCGUUCUACGUAUAGUAAUCCCUAAAAAACUAAUCGUAUCUGUAUUUAUUAUUUGGGUGCCUGGCGCUUACUUUUUGCUUCAUGAUCAAUACUUUCAAAUUUGCCACAAGGUGAUACCCGCUACUCAAACCGUUUUAUUAUUGAUCUUUGAUAGGUCACGAAUUGGACACUAAUCAGGUUUCGCAUACACUUUUUACUUGUAGGUACGCAUUAAACAUGUGCAUCACAACGUCCGUACGAACUAUACGCUUUUCUUGUCUAAGAAAUGCACAUAAUUCGCCCGCGUCUUUGGAACAUAAAAGAACUUGGUGCUUUCAGAACGUGUUUUGAACGUGUAUUUACAAAUAUUCGUAUGCCAUAAACCGGGGAAAGAAACAUUUUGCAAUCGUGCAAAAUGUUCGAGCAAGAACAUGUUUCUGUUGAUCAUAGCGCAUAGAUAUUCCGUGUUAUAUUUUCCGCAGACGUCGCUGAGAAUUCGUUCUUUAGUAAUCAAAUGAGGGCGAACGAGGGAUGACAUUAGAAUGUAAGUUUCGUAGGUGAACUUUUUAUUUGGCCUCCGCCGUUCUUUGUGAUAGGAGGGAGAGCGAAAGAACACGUUCCGAACGCGAGGAAGCGUACGUCGGUGAAAAAAGACUUUUUAUUCGGUUAAUUUCCAUAAAAGACGAUGAACGUUGUUAAGGAGAAGAGGGAGGAGAUAAAUAGUUAAAGUCGGUGUUAAUCACGAUUCGAGCAAAACUGGUUUUGUCUAUUCUUGUAAAAUAGAGUUACGUAUUCGAUUUUAUACUCGUGACACGAUAAUGUGCUUUCAAGACAUAUAUAUUACAUUACGCGUAAAUUGUAGCAUAUUAAUAAUAUAAAGCGGCGUCCUUGUGUAUGUUACAUGUAUAUAUAUAUAUACAUAUAUAGAUAUACUAUAAUGAAAUUUAUGAUUUGUACAUACUAUAUAAACGUAAGUCUCUUCGGGAAAUAUGUAUUAACAAAUUCGCGUAUCGAUGACAACUACUUGCCGAAUUAUCUCUUCCACGCGUGCCGUUAAGAAAGAGGAAGAAUUUGUUGUUACGGGGUUUCUUGCGAAAGACUAUAAUAGAAAUCAGAAUGGUUCGAUACGAAAGACGGUCUUGCGUUGUGAUUUCGAUCUCGAAUCUUUAAUUAAAUACCUCACCGUUCUUGAUCAGAUACGUUUAACGGUCAAUCAGUAAAUUAUCGAUUAGAUUUUAGCGGGCGAUUAAUAAACGUCGAGAGACUUCAUGCUUCGAGAAUUUCUUCAAAUCAAAUUAAUCUGCUCCCGAAACGAUAUAAUCACAAUAUUAACAAUAAAAGUCGGAGAACGAUUCUAAGGUAAAAGAAAUCCGUUAAAGUUGAACAGAAGUAUUAAUUAUUGAAAGUGUAUGUUAUGUAUGUAUAGAAUGGUUUAAGAAUGAUGCGAUUUUGGCUUAAUGUAACAUAUUACGAAUUACGUCUUUAAAUGCACUUUACAAUUCAAAUGUUCGAUGUACGUUUAUGGGAAAUAUGGAUAAUGAGAAAUGUAUACUGUAUAUUAAAUAUAUUAAUACUGUCCCUAUUAUCAUUACUAUUAAAAUAAAUGAUGAUACAACCAGA
Molecule: messenger RNA, 9344 nt
Organism: Ceratina calcarata
Lineage: Eukaryota; Metazoa; Arthropoda; Insecta; Hymenoptera; Apidae
Gene: Sec16
Product: endoplasmic reticulum export factor secretory 16
Exons: 21
Coding region: 316-6822 (2168 amino acids)
Biological process (GO): Golgi organization
Cellular component (GO): ER to Golgi transport vesicle membrane; endoplasmic reticulum exit site
Source: RefSeq, a predicted model, not a curated record